Messenger RNA from Cherax quadricarinatus, 5997 nucleotides. Its product is annotated as serine/threonine-protein kinase RIO3. The record is from RefSeq and is a predicted model, not a curated record. Gene Ontology annotation, molecular function: protein serine/threonine kinase activity; ATP binding. NCBI's taxonomy places the organism in Eukaryota, Metazoa, Arthropoda, Malacostraca, Decapoda, Parastacidae. Gene Ontology annotation, biological process: protein phosphorylation.
CUUCUUAUGCUUCUGCUGCUAAGCUUACUUCCCUCAGCCUUUGGCAAGUAUCAAACUCUCUAUCACAACUUAAACUCGAUCACGUUUGUAAAGUUUCUCACCAGCAUUGCCCAGAAUAUCGGCCUUAAAUUUAGUCAAGGUAGAAAAUACUGCAAGCAUAGAUUAAUUUAAUCUUAAUAUUUUAAGAUUAAACUAAAUUGGUAUCAAAAGCUAUUACGUAUAUCUAAAAGCUCUAAAACAAGAUUAUAAUGGCUGCCUCAGCAGAAUUGGCACAACCAAUGCUUGAAAAUCCCCCCAUCUCCAACACGCUUCCUACUCCCAAACUUGCAUGGGGAGGUGCUGGGAUGGCUGGUGCUUGUGGAGCUGCUGCUUUAGUUUCAUCUCAAAAAGAAUCUUCUAUAUCGUUUCGCGAUCUCAUGUCAGAGGAUGUUGCCAAGGACAUACAGGAGAAAGAAAAUGAGGCAUACUGUAAGUCUUUAAGUGAUGAUAAAAAAGACUUAGCUAAUCUAAUUAAUCUGAAAGAAUCAGAAGACACUACAGAUGACCUCAUCUUGGCUCAGAUGCUGCAGUAUGAAUAUGACCGUGAAUAUGACCAGCAAUUGAACAGAGAGGAGAGACAGUACAAUGGCAAUUCCAAAGUGUCUGUUUCAUUCAACAAAUUUAAGAUUUGUCCAACAUGGUAUGGUCCAGACAGUGAUGAUGAGCUUCCAGAAGUAGAUGAUGAAAAUAGAGCCAUCGACUCUUUUGAGGAGCGAGAACGUGGGGAACCAGUUAUCCCCGCAUGUGGUUAUGUGAAACAAGGCACAAAAUUUGUAACUAAACACGAUCUUAAAAUAUGUGGAAGAAGAAAUGCUGAACGGAUAAUGAAUCUACCACCUGGUAUAAAUACAGGAGAUGGCGGAGGAUUUGAUAUGAAUUUACCCAAUAAGGUAUUUAACAAACUGUACCGCUCAGCCCUGACGGACAUGAGAAGAAAACAUCGUGUUCAUGACAAGGUGGAGAAAGCAACGUCCGAAAUGGCUCUUGACCCCAAAACUCGUCUUGUGAUAUUCAAGUUGGUUAACAAUGCUGUCCUGGAAUCUGUUAAUGGUAUUAUAAGCACAGGAAAAGAGGCUGUUAUCUUUCAUGCUCAGCUUGGAGAGAAUGAGGAUAAAACUGCUCCUGAAGAUUGUGCUGUGAAGGUGUUCAAGACUACCUUGACAGACUUCAAGACACGAGAGCGUUACAUAAGAGACGACUACCGGUUCAAAGACAGGAUGACGAAAAACAAUACUCAGAAGUUUAUUCGUUUAUGGGCAGAAAAAGAGUACCAUAAUCUUCGCCGUCUUCAAAGUGCCAAAAUUCCAUCUCCCGAGCCAAUGUUCAUAAAACAGCAUGUCUUGUUAAUGUCAUUCAUUGGGUCUAAUCAUCAGGCAGCUCCCAAACUGAAAGAAGCAUGCCUCUCCUUUUCUGAUCUCUGUUUGGCUUAUGAUCAAGUGGUGAAGGCCAUGAAGACAAUGUUCCAUGGAUGCCAUUUAGUUCAUGCUGACUUGAGUGAAUACAACAUUCUAUGGCAUGACAAUAAAUGUUGGAUUAUUGAUGUCGGCCAGGCUGUUGAGCCCACUCACCCACGUGCUCUGCAUUUCCUGUAUCGUGACUGUUCUAAUAUCAUCAAGUUCUUCCAUUCUAAAGGCCUUCCAGACCUGCCAUCACCUCUUCAGCUGUUUGAGAAAGUCAGCAACAUAUCACUGCCUGGGACUGAUGAGUCUGCUUCGAGAAUGAUUGAAGAAUAUGAGACCCACCAGGAGCUAUGGCGUGAGGGUAUGAGCGGUGUUAAUGAUCAGUUCGAGUUCCUUUGGAAAGAUAUACAAGCAGAAGAAAAUUGGCGCAAGAGAUUAAAUAAGGAGGAAGAUGAUGAAGAGGAAGAGGAGGAGGAUGAACAGGAGGAAAAAGAGCUGCCUGAUAAAAUAUCAAAGGAUGAAAAGGAACUGAAAGAACCUCUGCAGAAUCAGAGCAAUAAUCAGCAGAUGGCUAUAAGAUGUAAUGGAGAAAAAUUGCUUGAGGAAAAAAAAUUUACUGAUAUUCCUGCGAAAGACUAUUCCAUAACAGAAGGAAAAGGGCCAGAAAGCAGUGCAGUUAGUACUACCAAGGUAACACAAGACCCUGUCUCUGCAGAGCAGUUGCACAGCUCAGCAGCUAGCAGAUCCAGUGCUAAAAACUUUGAGAAACAUGGUAAAAAGAAAAGUAAAAGCAAAAAGAAUAAAUAAUUUAUUUUUUUAUGGAUGCUGAUUGUAACUACCUAGGCUAUAAAAAAAAUUGUUUUAGAAAUCUAUAAUGUUUAUUUUUUUUUAACAAAUGUCAUCUAUUUUAUAGUUGAAUGUAAGAAUUUGUAUUCAUUUAUUUAAUAUUGUCAAGUGAAUAUAUUACAUGUAUAUUUUGAGCAUACAUUAGAUGCAUAUAAGCAGACAGUACUGAGAAAGUACUGCUAGUUUGUUUUUGAAAUUGUAUAUUAUUUGUUUUUGCUUAUAUAUGUAUAUAUUUUUUUUUUUUUUUAAGGUUUCAGUGAAUUAAACAUUAAGUAAAUCAAAUGGUAAAUGAAAGGAUUUGAACAUUUACAAAUACAGUUUUUGCAUUUAAUAUGCAUUUACUAGUGUAUGCAAUUUAACCACUUAUUCACUAUACUAGUACUGUAAAUACAUAUUGUAUAAAGUAUUUUACUAUAUUUUGUACACAAUAUAAAGUAAUCAUUGUUAAGAUGCAUGGAAUACUUUUUUUUUGUUUCCAUACUUUUAAUUCUCUAGGUAGAUUUAUAGUGCUACUGUAUAGGGGUGUGCCAAACUAUCAGUAUCGGCCUAAGUGAGCGUCAGUGGGUAUUGGCUAAUUUUGGUACCAUCCCAUAACUACUACUGUAUAUGGCUACACAAGUAAAGUUAAUGAGAGCAGAAUCCACUAUAGCAGGAAAUGUUUUCAUAGCUUUUGGUUAUAUAUCUAUAUCAGUAUAAAUGUAGGAAUACAAACAUGUUCCCAUAUUCACAAAAAAAUGUUUUUUUUAAUCUAAAAUCUAAUACAGUGGACCCCCGGUUAACGAUAUUUUUUCACUCCAGAAGUAUGUUCAGGUGCCAGUACUGACCGAAUUUGUUCCCAUAAGAAAUAUUGUGAAGUAGAUUAGUCCAUUUCAGACCCCAAAAUAUACACGUACAAAUGCACUUACAUAAAUACACUUACAUAAUUGGUCACAUUCGGAGGUAAUCGUUAUGCGGGGGUCCACUGUACAGUGGAACCUCGGUUUUCAAAUUUAAUUAGUUCCAGAUGUUGAAUCAACAACUAAAAUCAACAACAACCAAAGCAGUUUUUCCCAUAAAGAAUAAUGUAAAUAGAAUUAAUCCGUUCUAGACCCCAAAUGACGGUGUAAUAAUAUAUUAAUAAUGUUCUAACUAUACAUAAAACAAUGUAUAAAAUUAUACGCACAGGGAAACUAAAAAUGAAAAUUUAACUGAAAUACUGUACAGUAAAUAAAAAUUUAACUGCCCCUUACCUGUCAGAAGAGAGCCUAGCUACACUAUGACUUCCACUUCUUUUCUUAAAAUUAUCAAACCAACCCUUACUAGCCUUGAAAGAUUGAGUUUCAGAACUUGUUUUGGUUUCUUUUUUCAAGAGAGGUCCUUGUGCAGCUUCUUCACUUUUUCACAAAUAAUGGCCUCGGAAACAUUAUUCCCCUGUAACUGCUUUUCGUUUAUCUAAAUCAUGAUGGCUCAUCUCAAAAUAAAAAAACUGAACUAAAACUGCAAAAUAAUAAAAAAAAGUUUGCAAGGUAUGUAACAAAAACUCAGAUGUUUACAGCACGCAAGUUAGUGGCUAUGCUGACUUGUACACCCCCCUCGACCCAGUGUCCAGUGCGCAUUCCGUGAGAAUGAGACCUGAGCCAUUUUGUCUCAUUCUGUACAUGCGAAAAUUUGUCUGCUGACAACCAAGAGAACAUACGAAAACCAGGACAUUUUUUCUCGAACACCUCGUUUGAAAACCAAUUUAUUCGACAAGUAAUGCAAUUGACAACCGAGGUUUGACUGUAUGUUAAUUUUAACUAAGAGAUAAUACUGUAGUGACCAGUUUAUAAUCCAAGACUGAUUACAAGUUCAGUACUCUGAAGGAGGAGUGAAGAUGUUAGUUUAGUUCAUAUGAAUUGUUAGGUCUGCUUUUCUGGCAAGACCAGUGGUUGAAUGAAUGAGGAUGAAUUUUUCCUUUAUUUUCUAUUUUUUUUUUUUAAUUAUAUCAUGGUAGUAGAUGGCCAAUAUAGUUAAAAAAAAAAAUGACAAUAAAACAUAAACAUGUCUUCUUCGCUCUUCUUCAAACAAACCAGCUGAAUACCACCGAAGCAGGGUGGCCCAAAAAGACAAACGAAAGUUUCUCUUUUUAACUUUAGUAAUAUAUACAGGAGAAGGGGUUGCUAGCCUCUUGCUCCUGGCAUUUUAGUCUCCUCUUACGACAAGCUUACGGAGGAAGAAUUUUGUUCCACUUUCCCAUGGAGAUAAAAGGAAAUGAACAAGGAGGCAGUGGAGAUGUCAUGUCUGAGGGAAAUGUGUGGUGUGAAUAUAAUGCAGAGAAUCCGUAGUUUGGAGAUUAGGAGGAGUUGCGGGAUUACCAAAACUAUUAUUCAGAGGGCUGAGGAGGGGUUAUUGAAAUGGUUUGGACAUAUAGAGAGGUGAAAUGAAAUAGAAUGACUUCGAGAGUAUAAAUCUGUAGUGGAGGGAAGGCAGGGUAGGGGUCGGCCUAGGAAAAGUUGGAGGGAGGAGGUAAAGGAGGUUUUGUGUGUGAGGGGCUUGGACUUCCAGCAAGCGUGCAUGAGUGUGUUAGAUAGGAGCAAAUGGAGACGAAUGGUUUUUAGGACUUGACGUGCUGUUGGAGUGUAAGCAAGGUAACAUUUAUGAAGGGAUUCAGGGAAACCAGCAGGCCAGACUUGAUUCCUGGAGAUGGGAAGUACAGUGCCUGCACUCUGAAGGAGGGGUGUUAAUGUUGCAGUUUUAUGGCUAGCGUAAGCAUGCCUCUGGCAAGACAGUGAUGGAGUGAAUGAUGAUUAAAGUUUUUCUUUUUUGGGCCACCCUGCCUUGGUGGGCAACAGCCAGUGUUAAUAAAAAUAAAUAAAAAAAAUAGUAAGAAAAAUAGAAGAAAACUCAGGGGGGGGGGGGUGUAUAUAUACAUGUAUAUGCUUGUACAUGCAUGUGUAGUGGGACCUAAGUAUAAGUAGAAGUAGCAAGACAUACCUGAAACCUUGCAUGUUUAUGAGAGAGAAAAAAAAACCAGUAAUCCUACCAUCAUGUAAAAUAGUUACAAGCUUCCGUUUUACACUCGCUUGGCAGGACGGUAGUACCUCCCUGGGCAGUUGCUGUUUGUCAAUCUACUACCUAAGAUGAACAAAAGUGUCUGCUGUAAAAAAAAAAAAAAUCACAACUAACUCAUAUUUGAGAUAAUCUUUAACUAGUUGACAUUUCAGUUCGUCAAAAACCAAAUCAUGACUUGAUGAUUUGUUCAGGACAACCUGAAUAUUGUAUGAAGAUCUAUUACUAAUUUGUGGAUUAGUUUUGAUAGAAUUAAGUUAAUAAUGAAACUCUGUACAGUUAUCAAAUACAUUUGAACAAACUAACAAUAUAAAAUGAACCCCUAACCAUAAUCCUUAUUUCUUCAAAUAUUUAUCGUGCACAAUUGUAAAAGUAUACUCCCAUACAGGUGUUCAACACUUGUAUAAAAACAUAUCCUUUCAUCUCAUACUGUGCAUUUGUUCAGAUGUUUGUGAUUGCUUACUUGGGCAUUCAUAUACUCCUGCAAUGAAGUGGAAAACUUUUAUUCCUUUUGGUUGUAUACAACUUUUAAUUAGGGUGGCUGCUGUAUUUUGUUGUGCAUAUUGUGUUGUAUAACUAGUGUACUUAGUUACAUCAUCUGCACAAUUUUUUUAAUGGAAAUUAACUUUUUGUUCUUGUCAUUAUGAUGUCAUGGAAUAAAUAAUGGUCUAGGACAGAAAGCUAA